Messenger RNA from Alnus glutinosa, 1821 nucleotides. RefSeq lists its product as uncharacterized. The record is from RefSeq and is a predicted model, not a curated record. Gene Ontology annotation, molecular function: protein dimerization activity. The transcript is spliced from 4 exons. Lineage: Eukaryota; Viridiplantae; Streptophyta; Magnoliopsida; Fagales; Betulaceae. The coding region runs from base 1 to 1821 and encodes 606 amino acids.
AUGCGACGUGCUUAUCUUAGAGCUGGCCCAUGUCAACCUAUUCUUAAACCUACAGAAUACCCAGUUUCAGGACCGGAGAAUCAUCGUCGUCGAUUUCAAGCUUCUUGGUUUCAAACAUACUCAACUUGGUUGGAGUAUUCGGAAUCAAAGGAUGCUAUCUUUUGUCAUCCAUGUUACAUUUUUGCGAAGAAAUCAACAGGCUGUCCAGGAUCAGAUGCAUUUACAGUGAAAGGUUUUAAGAAUUGGAAAAAGGUGAACGAUGGAAUGAAUUGUCCUUUACUGGGGCAUGUGGGGACAGAUCCAAAUUCACCACAUAAAAUUGCUGUGAAAUGUUGUGAAGAUCUGAAGAAUUAUUCACGAGGUCAUGAUGAAAGCUCCGACUCAAAAAAUCAAGGUAACUUCAUUGAAUUGAUAAAGUUUGUAGCAACUUUUAAUGAUAAAGUUGAUAGAGUUGUGUUGACAAAUGCUCCACGGAAUGCCAAAUAUACAUCACCCCAAAUUCAAAAAGAAAUUUUGCAUAUCUUUGCAACUAAAGUACGAGAUGUGAUUCGCAAAGAAAUUGGGGAUGCUAAAUUUUGCAUUCUUGUUGAUGAAGCUCGGGAUGAGUCAAAAAGGGAACAAAUGGCAAUCAUUUUGAGAUUUGUUGAUAAAGAUGGUUUUAUUCGAGAGAGAUUCUUUCAUAUUGUCCAUGUCAAAGAUACUACUGCAUUAACUUUAAACAAGAAGAUAUGUGAUGUCCUUUCUUGUAACGACCUCAAGAUUCAGAAUAUUCGAGCGUCUAGAGAAGCAAAAUAUGUUCAUCAAUUCUUUGAGAAUUUGAAUUUUAUUAUCAACAUUGUUGUUAGUUCUUCAAAAUGCAAUGAUGAAUUGCAAUCUGCUCAAGUUGCUGAGAUUGAAAUUUUCGACACUAUCUCAAAGGAGGGAACCAACUAUUCUCAGCGCGGUGAUGCUGAAGCGGCUUAUAUGGUAUUAACAUCAUUUGAAUUUGUUUUGAUAUUGCAUUUGAUGAAAGAGAUUAUGGGAUUUACUCAUUGUCUUUGUCAAGCUUUGCAACAAAAUUCUCAAGACAUUUUAAAUGCCAUGAAAUUGGUUUCAACCACAAAAUCACUUCUUCAGAAUUUGAGAAAUGAAAAGUGGGAGCAUUUCCUUGAUACUGUUAAAUCAUUUUGUGAAAAAAAUGAAAUUGAUGUUCCUGAUAUGAAUGGUCGUUACACUGGAGCUCGAGGUAAAUCAUGUCGCCAAAAUGAAGAAUCUUUCAUGACAAUGGAGCAUCAUUUUAGAAUUGAUGUAUUUAUUGCUGCAAUAGACUUCCAAUUGCAAGAAUUGGAUAAUAGAUUUAGUGAGCAUGCAGUGGAACUUCUUCGUCUUAGUGCCCCUUUAAGCCCUCAAGAUGCAUACAAAUCAUUUAAGAUCGAUGAUAUAUGCAGCUUAGUUGAGAAGUUCUAUCCUCAAGAUUUUACCGAGCAAGAGAAAAUCAUUUUGAGAUUUCAAUUGGAUCAUUAUAAGCUUGAUGUGCCAAACUUUCAGAAUAUGUCCACUUUAUCUAAGUUGUGCAGAGGAUUAGCAAUUUCAGGAAAAUCAAAGAUUUAUAAUUUGAUUGACAGGUUGAUUCGUCUAGUGUUGACUCUCCCUGUUUCUACUGCUACUACUGAGCGAGCAUUUUCUGCCAUGAAACUAGUAAAAACUAGAUUACGUAGUAGAAUGGAAGAUGAGUUUCUAGCAAAUAAUUUGGUAGUUUAUAUCGAGAAAGAAAUUGCUAAGGAUUUCACUACAGAGAUGAUAAUGGAUGAGUUUUAUUCCAUGAAAGACCGCCGACGUUGA